Molecule: messenger RNA, 2596 nt
Organism: Centropristis striata (black sea bass)
Lineage: Eukaryota; Metazoa; Chordata; Actinopteri; Perciformes; Serranidae
Product: zinc transporter ZIP12-like
Exons: 13
Coding region: 163-2193 (676 amino acids)
Biological process (GO): zinc ion import across plasma membrane; intracellular zinc ion homeostasis
Cellular component (GO): membrane
Molecular function (GO): zinc ion transmembrane transporter activity
Source: RefSeq, a predicted model, not a curated record
AGCUGUGGGUCGUCUGUUUAUCCCGCCAGAGGAGGAAAACAAAUCUUGUUCGCAGCAGAGAGGAGCAGAGGGGUGGACGCUUCAUCCGUUGUGUGCAUCAUCUCCUCGUCGUCUCGAGCUCUGAGCCAGUCCUGGGAGCUUGAAGGGAGCCUUGGCAAGAACAUGCACUUCAGGAGCGGUGCGCCCACUCUGCUGCUGCUGCUGCUGCUUCUUUGUCUGCUGGAGGUGAGAGGGCAGGAGAAGCGGGGGUACCUACAGGGGGCUCUCAGGGCCCUGGACCUGCCCCUGGGUACUAACGACGAGCUGCAGCUUCAAAAGAACCACACGGGCAUCCUGAUCGCCAAGCUCCUGCAGCAGGUGCACUGUGCAGAGCAGACCGGCACCUCUCAGGACAUCUGUAACAAGUGCCUGACACCAGAAGUUGCUCUCUCUGUGCUGGAGGAUGAAGGGAAGGCUUAUCUCACUGAGGAUGACUACCAGCAGAUCUCCACAGUUCUUCUGUAUUACAUCAUUACCUUGCAAGACCUGUGUGGGUCAAAUGCUGCCUUUACUUCCUCCCUUUCCUCCUCAUCUGGGGAUUAUCAGUUCUACCUUUUGGCCCUCACCAAUAUGCACCCGGCUGAGGACAACCGAUUCCUGUCUUCUGGUGAAACAGAAAGUAUUCUGCAGCUCAUCAACGAGCACUACGAGCCCUCUGAUAAUGACGCCUCAUCUGAUUUGCAGUGUAUUGAUGCUGAUCGCCUCUUUCAAGAUGUCAACGUUAAAGAAAAUCCAGGUGCUGGGGUGAAUUCUGUGCCCAAACUGGCUGCAGCCAUCAUCAGUCACAUCCUGCAGGGACACUGUUUCAGACAGAGGAACCUCCCGUCUCCUGCUUUCUUUACCGACUUCAUCUUUCACUCCUUCAAUCGCACAAGUAACCUGCAGAUAAUAGAUUUAGAGGAGUUGCUCCAUCAGCUGGGUGUCGGCCGUGAAGCAACGACACACUCUCACAACAGGAAGAGGAGGAGCUCACAGAAAGAUAGUUGCAACCACGAAACUGGUGAAACAAUCAGAGACUGGGCACAGGUAUGUUUUUCAGCCAAUCAGCUGGUGGAUAUUUUUGCUCUGAAUCCUCAUUUGCCAAUUUCCAAGGAGCACUUCAGACAAAUGUGCCCGGCCAUCAUUCAGCAGUUGCUAGGCAAUGCCUGCGAGUCUGCAGAGCAAAACAGAAGAGGAUCUCUGCCCACGGCUCUGGAGAAGUACGGCUACAGCACGGCGGCCGUCCUGCUCAUCACGGUGGGCUCCAUGUUCGGCAUCUGCCUGAUCUUCUUCAACUCCUGCCAGGAAACCUACACGCUCAUCCUGCAGCUGUUUGUGGGCCUGGCAGUGGGAACCCUCUCAGGAGACGCACUCCUGCACCUUAUACCACAGAUCCUCAACCUCCACGAUGACACUCGCAGUCACGACGGCGAACACUUUGGUGAAGGAAAGGAGCAUCUGUGGAGGAUUCUGGGCAUGAUUGGCGGGAUCUACGGCUUUUUCCUCAUCGAAAGAAUCUUUUCCUUUUUUGUUCCCUCUCAUGGCCAUGGUCACAGUGACCUUCCCUUAGAGCUCAACUGCAAUGGCCGGUCACAGAGGGGCAAGUCCAUCUCCACCAUACAGCUGGGACCCGUGGAUGACUUGGAGUGCACAGAAGUAUCUCCCGAACACGUAGACACAAGGAGCCGUUCACAUCAGAAACAAGGGGUUCCUCUGCUGGCUGUGAUGAUAAUCGUGGGAGACAGCCUUCAUAACUUCGCCGAUGGCCUGGUUGUCGGAGCGGCCUUCUCCUCUUCAGCCGAGACUGGCAUGGCGACCACCGUGGCCAUUCUGUGCCACGAGAUCCCGCACGAGAUGGGGGACUUUGCAGUAUUGUUGAGCUCUGGACUCUCAGUGAAGACUGCUGUGCUAAUGAACUUUCUGAGCGCUCUGACAGCCUUCAUGGGACUCUACAUCGGACUGUUUGUGUCCUCAGAGAUGGAAGUGCAGCAGUGGAUCUUCGCUGUUACUGCUGGGAUUUUCCUCUAUUUGUCACUGGUAGAAAUGCUUCCAGAGAUGAGUCGGGUGAAGACGGACAGACCAUGUCUCCUGUUUCUCCUACAGAACCUCGGUCUGUUGAUGGGUUGGGCCUGUCUUCUGCUCCUUGCGCUCUUUGAACAUGAACUCAAAUUCUAAAUGCAGUGUAUGUGACGUAUAUAUCUUCACACAGGGUUGAGCUGGAACAAAUGUUGACUCAUGUAUUCUCAUGUUUUCUGACUUGAAAGUGUAAGUGUGUGAAACCUGGAUUUUCUUUUUAACAAGUCAUUUCCCUUCAACGAGUGAGUAUUUCAUGAUGUUGUAGUCUCAGCACUGGAUGGUAAAUGUCCGUUAGCUCUUUUUUUAUACUUGAUGAUUUAUUUUUGUAUGUCAGGUAUCUGGACACUGAAUAGUUUAAACUCUAAUAAUGAUCUUUUAUGGCAGAUUCAGGUACAAUUGUGCAUAUGUGUUGUUCUGUGAAAUAUCCAUAUUGCCUCAGACAAUCAGAUCAUUUGAUUUUUAAGUCAUGUCUCACAAGGAGAAUAUAAAGGAUGUAAAUCUA